This is a messenger RNA of Cryptomeria japonica (Japanese cedar), 862 nucleotides long. RefSeq lists its product as uncharacterized. The transcript has a single exon. The record is from RefSeq and is a predicted model, not a curated record. NCBI's taxonomy places the organism in Eukaryota, Viridiplantae, Streptophyta, Pinopsida, Cupressales, Cupressaceae. Bases 292 to 795 code for a protein of 167 amino acids.
ACCACCAUUAUCAUGACAACGGUGAAAUGCCUGGCUUAACGCUGUUAAUACUUUUUCAACCAAGCCAAAAAAACGUGUGACAAUUGCAGUCAGUUCCGCAUGUGGAUUCAUCCAAACUCUCAACAGGACUCUUUCUCUUCAUUCUAAAUAAAAACCAUUUAUUGCAUUACCCUAUUUGUCCAAACAUCAUUCCAAUUAUCUCCUUCGAAUCUCUCACGGUGUUUGCUUUAUCGUUUCUAAUUCAAUUAUUACAACUUCAAUAGUUUGAUUGCUACAACAGAGGAGGAAUUCAUGGGAAAUCAUCUGUGUUCAUGUUUUUGUACCUCCAAACCAGUGAAACUCGUCAGAUUUAAUGGUGGGCUUGAUAGAAUUGCAGUUAAGAAGGGAAUCAAGGUUGCAGAGGUUAUGAUGGACAAUCCCAAUCAAUUCGUUUGCGAUUUGGGUAAUCUUCAAGCAGGGCAUCGUAUUCAAGCUCUCCCUGCACAUGAAGAAUUGAAGGAAGGAAAUACAUAUGUUCUUCUCCCCAUGCACAGAUUAGGCUCUAUGCCGUCUGACUCGGAGAUGAAGGCCCUUAAUGCUUAUGUUUAUCAUAAGUCAUGCCGAGCACAGAGAAUUGUAUCCUCCAGCUCAAAAAUAGUUCCAUUGGGUGAGGAAGGCCUGGAAAACACAGUGUUGCCAAAGUUUGAAGUAGAUGAGGUCGCCUUAAAACAAUGGGAGGGGUUAAAUAAGGGAGGGUGUAGAUACUGGAAACCUACUCUUCACACAAUAUACGAAUUCCCCACCUCAAAAGUUUGAUUCGAUGUGAGUUGAGAUGUACUUAUACUUGUGUAACACACAGUUUGGAAUGAGAGGUGCUUCUCCA